ACUCUCCUGGAAACUUGUUGCCAUACUGCACUCGCCUGAGCAGCUAGCAGUUAGCUCGCUAGCUAGCGUUAGCACACAUUGACUCAGUAUCCAGCAGCGGUCGUAGCGCAGAGAAACUCUUGCUCCGUCCGUCCACACACCAAUGACAGGGACACUGACUUCACAGACAUGCGCCUGGACACUGACUGAUAUCUGGCUCGCUGUUCAUCACUUCAUUGCCAUCGCUGUGUGAAGCUAUCUCUGAUCUGAAGCUGCACUCUGACUCGGCUAUGGAUACUGAUCGCCAGAAACGCAGAGAGGAGAUUCAGAAAGCCAUGAGCUUUAUUCAGUCAUCUUUGCCUUUCCCAGAGCCAGAGAGCUAUGAGGCAUUUGUGAUCCAGUUGGUAUGUAACUUGCUGGACGAGGGCAAUUCUUGCUUUCGAGAUGGGGACUGUCGACAAGCGACCCAGCAGUAUGGAGAGGGGAUCAGUGUUGCCCGCUAUGCUCAGGCUGAGGCCCUCGUCAUCCCUCACGAGCUGCUGGAGAGCCUAUAUGUCAACAGGGCUGCUUCCUGCUACCAGACGAGGGAGUAUGAGCGCUGUGUUCAGGACUGUGACAGCGCACUGUGUGUGUCAGAAGGCAGUCGCAGGGCUUUGUACCGCAAAGCGAUCUGUCUGAGGGAGUUGGGACGAAUCCGGGAGGCCUAUGAGUGUGGAACAAAAUGUCUACUCACAGCACCACACGACAGACUGGUGAAUGACCUGGCUCAGGAUCUGGCCAAUAAACUAGGCCUGAAGGGCCGCAAGGCUUACGUCAGCCCUCAAACGGAGUCCACAGCCACAGAAGGGGAGAGUCAUGGGGAGACUUCCCCACCCACAGGAGAGAUGUCCUCCAAUGGGCUGGAAUCUCUUAGUGACAUGGGACAAGGGGACCUGUCUAACGCGCAGUGCAUCCCUGCUCCUUUGGCCACACCCAUCCCGGUCAGUGAUGAUCCGGCGACCCCUGUGGUGACCCCAUGCACUGACCUGUCAGAGAGCCCCAGCAGCCAAGGCCUGCCCCCCAUGCAGUUCUCCGUCCCUGUGUCGGAGCACAUGGAUGAAUGCAGCAGCAGCGUCAUCAAGGACGAGCUGGACUGUCUGCUGGACUGCAUCCCGAAGAACGUCAGUGAGAGUCCAGUCCAGGGUGCUAUCCCCACCAACCUCCCCAAUACGGCAGUGGGUCUCCGACCGCCUUACUCCCCGAACCUUCAAGCCCCGUCCCCCCAGCUUGCCCCAACAUUCUUUAGCUCCUCUAUCAGUGAGAUGCCCCCACUGGAGCCCUACUCGCCGCUGGCCCAGCGGGACCAGGGCUCCACCCAGGCGCAGGACGCACUGGGAAGCUUUUCCACAGGGGCCACAGAUGGAGAAGGGAAGGCUUCUGGCGGGCUGGACUCGUUGUCUGAGUAUACUCUCCCUGGGGGAAGAAUGUGUCACAGCUUCAUCCCUGGAAUGCGUAACCACAAUGCUGCACAUGCAAACGGUCCAGCAGGAACCAACCUGUCUCUGCUCUCCAGGAAUCCUCUGGCAGCCACACAUGAGUUUCGGCAGGCCUGUCAUGCCUGUUACAGCCGAAUAGGUCCUCGAGUGAUGGAUUACAAGUAUCAGCCGGAGGCAGCACACCGCUGCAAAAGGGAUGUGCUUCUGUGCCGCCUAAAAAACACAGAUGACCCAACUUGGAAGAGGAUCCGGCCAAGGCCAGCACGGAACAACUUCCUUGGGGCAUUUGUUCUCUGUAAAGAGGUGCAGGAGCGUCAGGAGUGCCAGUAUGGGGAGAACUGUACGUUUGCUUACUGCCAGGAGGAGAUUGACGUGUGGACCCAGGAGAGGAAGGGUGCGCUGAGCCGAGAGCUGCUGUUCGAUCCGCUGGGCAGCACAGAGAGACGGGCGCUCAGCGUCACCCGACUGCUGCAGCUCCACAUGGGCAUGUUCAUGUUCCUCUGUGAGGAAUGUUUUGACAGUAAGCCUCGCAUCAUCAGCAAACGCAGCAAAGAAAACUUAGCGGUCUGCUCAAACCUCACAGCUCGACACCCGUUUGACGACAACAAGUGCCUGGUGCACGUGGUGAGGUCAGCCAAUGUGCGCUACAGUAAGGUGCGUCCCCUGCAUCCUCUCUGCCAGUUCGACGUGUGUCGUCACGAGGUUCGCUAUGGCUGCCAGCGUGAGGACAGCUGCUCCUUUGCUCACUCCGUCAUAGAGCUCAAAUGCUGGGUCCUGCAGCAGGAUACAGGUAUCACCCACGAAGAGAUGGUGCAGGAGUCCAAGAGACAUUGGCAAAGGCUGGAGCAGAACGCACAGAAGCAGCAGAAGCCAAUCCAUAUCCCGCAUCCAAGCAGCAGCAUGCCUACAGGAGGAGUGGGGGGAAUGGGAGGUGGGGGCGGAGGGAUAGGGGGAGAUGGCAUUGGUGGGGGUGGUGUGGGCCCAGUGGGUGGGUUGGGGAUGGGAGGACUGGGCGCAGGGAUGGGAAGAGGGCCCCUCAACCUGAAAAUGAAAUUUGUGUGCGGCCAGUGCUGGAGAGAAGGACAGGUCAACGAGCCCGACAAGAACCUCAAGUACUGCACUGCCAAAGCACGGCAUAGCUGGACGAAGGAGCGUCGGGUCCUGCUGGUGAAAUCAUUUGAGAAGAAGAAGUGGGUUGUUGUUCGGCCUCUGCCUUUCUCCCGCACCUAUCCACAGCAAUAUGACAUGUGUGUGCAUGUGAUGAAGCAGAAGAAGUGCCACUAUAUUGGGAACUGCUCAUUUGCUCAUAGUCUGGAGGAGAGGGACGUCUGGACGUACAUGAAGAACAACAGCUUGAGAGACAUGCAACAGAUGUACGAACUGUGGCUGCAGCUCACCAAUCAGAGUAGACGCACGGAAAGCUCUGUUGUGAGCCCGCCCCAAGAGGACAAGCAGGUCACAAUAACAGCGGAUUACGCAGAAAGCAUGGGAGGCCGGCGGUUGUCAGAUGGGGAUGAUCUCUGAGAGUUGCCAUGUUGACUAGAGGCAGCUGAUCGCCGCUGAGCUGCAGACCGAGACAGAGAGACGGGCCUGCAACACCGGCUGCAACCAAACAGUCUGUCAUCUCGCCAGUCUGACCUCCCAUAACAUCUAGCCAGCAAUCUCAGAGAAGAUGGAAAAUGCAACUAAAUGGUUGAGCCCCACACACCCACACACACAUACAUACGAACACUUCACAAAGCACAUGACACAUAACUCACAGGCACCGCUUAAUAAAAAGAUAAAGCUUUGUGUGUGAAAAUAGAGGACUUUGUGAUUUAGUAUGAUGCUGCAGUUACACUCAGCACCUUUAGCCCCCCCCCAGCAGAUUAUACUGCAGAAAUUCCACAGACACCUAGUUUUGCUCUGACUAAAAAUAAUCAACUAGUAUUACCUAGUGGUCUUUGGACUGAGUAUCUGUGUCCAACAGGCGCCACUUUUUCUUUUUUUUGUGUUUGUUAAAAUCCACGAAGCACUGAAACAAUUCCUAGGUGGGCGCGCUGGUCGCAGCCCCUUAAAUUCUUCUUGGUUGAAUUGAGCUCCGUACUCAGACACUAAAAGUUUUAACUUUGGAGUGCUAAACCCCACAAUGCUUUCAAGGGUAAUGGAGACUUGGUAAACUAUGAAGAAUUGUAAAAAGAGAUUCUAAUUAAGUGGACACUCCUCGAUAAACUUGCCCAACAACCAAAUCCCACUCUCCUUCCUUUAUGGGAAUAUUAUGAGAGGGUCAAAAAAGCUUUCUGGAGAUUACAGAUUUUGAUUAAUAUUUUUUUUUAAAGGGGAGUUGCACUUCCUUGUUAUAUUGUCUGCCAUAUUGGUAGAACGCUAUGAAUGUAAUGCCUGCAUGGGCCUUUAAAACUAGGAAAUUAGUCAUUUAAAACAUUGCUGUGGUGGAAUGUAUGCAAGUAUACUUACAUGCCCCAAAACCAACUUGUGUAACAUGACAGCCCUCGCCCCUCCCUCCCCUCUAUAGAUAUAAGAUGGCUUCUAGAUAGCUGGUUAUGUAAUCAAACAAACUUUCCACGCAUGGGACGAGCACAGACACGCACACUCAUCACAUUAUAACCUUGUAGUUGGACCGGUAUCCUGGUGAAUCAAAGCAUGCUUGAAUAGCAGCCAUCUUAAAUUCACAAAAGGGAUGCGGUGGUGUGUGAUAAUUAACUAACCACCUGUGGCUAAUGUACGCAUGGCUAAUGGCUCAAAGCAAUGUGGCCAAAGCAACCGAGGGGCUAUUCACCGUCAUGUACUGGCAGCUGACAGAGAUGUGAAGCGGGUGCAGGAUGGCUAGAGAGAAGUGACUGCAGCACACGUACAGUCCUGGCUAGAGCUGCUCUCAGCAUUAGAUCAGUUCAGACCGCAGAUGCUCAUUACGAAAUAAUGACCUCACUUGGACUGAAGCAUAGUGAAAAUACUGCCCAUACAGAGGACUUCAGUUGUAAAAAAAAAAAGAAAGUUUUGUAAUAGUUAAUAAAAAAAAGCUUGGAGAAAAUGAAAGAAAUUAAGGAUUAUUAAGAAUGUAUGUUUCUACAGUUGAUUGUAAGAAUAUUUAAGAUAAUUUGAAAGUAAGGGCAUGUUGCCACUUCUUCAGUUGAACUGGGGUCAUUAUUUCACUGAAAACAACAGUCUUGCCCCAAAGGCCUUCAGAUGCAAACCAGUGUUCCUCAUAUGCAUCCAUUUGUUAUGUUCCUGACAGCUAUCAGUAGCUCCUAAUAUUAACCUUUUCAUGAUGGAAAAACCUGUUAGCCUGAGACAGGGAAACCAUUCUCACCACAUGUUGUGCCUAUGAACAACACAUCAACAUACAACACAAACACACACACACACACACACACACACACACACACAGAAACACAAACACAGAGGCAGGAUAUCUGUUGCCAUCUUAUUCUAGCCUUUAACGUGGAUGGAGACGCGAUGGAGAUAUGUCUAUAUUCAGAUACAUAUACACGCAUAUUAUACAUAUUUACAAAUAAUGGUAUACUACUAAUAAUAAUUGAUAACUUAGCGGUUAAGCUUAAUAAAUAUAUAACCUGAAAACCUGUAUUGAUUACAUAGAAGAACUUCUUGUUAUUGAGGUAUUGCUAUAUGACAUGUAUCACUGAACUAGAUGACUAUAGUGUUUUUUGUUUUAUAUGAUUCUUUUUAUUUUGUAAUUUUUCCUUCUGUGUGGGUUGUUCCAGACAGGGUUUGUUUGUUCGGUAAAUCUUUUUACUGAGAGCCGAAGUUGAAAGAAAUCGAGUGAGCUGCACAACUUGAGUUUUUUUUUUUUUCUUUGUUCACAAGUUCAGCAGCUAAACUGGAUCCACAGAAUGUGGCAGUGUUCCUGUUCUGCUAUAUAUAGGUCAAAAGCUGCACACUAUAUUUUAAGCAUUCACCUAAUUUUCUUGUUCGGCUCAGUGCAAAAAAAAAAAAAACAAACAAACUGCUUCAAUUCCCAAAAUACUGACUUUACACUCAACCAGAACAUUAACGUCAGUUGGAGCAGAACGUUCAAAAAGUGUGAAGACAAGAUGUCUAACUGUAGAAAAGACCUUAAAACCACAAUAUAAGAGUGUUUUUGUGAUAUUCCAUUUGUCUGCAGUCAGUGUAUAAAUAGAAAAUAGAGAAAUGGAUGUCGCGCCCCAGGCUGCAGUGUCUUAAUUAUUAUCAGCUCUUAAAAACUGACUUAAUGCCCAAUCAGAAUUUAGACAGACAGCCCAACCUGGGCUGAACCACAGAAGCAGAUCUAAGGUCAGUUUAGCUGGGGGGGAUUGUUGAUGAUGAGCCCUUGUCUGGAACAGCCCAGAUAUUAGCUUCUUUGAGGGAUCGUAUUACUACUACUCCUAGUAUUAUGAUGAAUAUGAUGAUGAUAAUGAUCGCUAUCUAUUGACUAUUUCUAUUUCUUCUCUAUAUGCUAUUGAUAAAUGUAUGUUUAUUGCAAUGUAUAACUCUCUUUAUAUAUGUAUCCAUUGUAUGAAUAUAAUAACUAACAGUAAAUAUGCAUCUGUGUAUGCAGCAGGGCACAGCUCUGUCUGGGAGGCAGUGAGCAGAAAACGUCCAGCUUCUGAUAUUAACGUAAGGCUCAUGAGGUUUAAUCCUACAGGUGGUGCUGUCAGUUAUCAGCUACCUGUAGGUUGUCAGUAGUAGAAGACAUCUCACACGGUACAGUAGACCUGCUAUAUAUUAAUGUUGUCUGAGCUCUGUUCGUAAACUUUAGGAUUAUUUGGGCACUGGCCAAAAAAAAAAGAUAGUUGAUGAUUAAAGUUUACUAUAUAUAUAUAUACGGUUAACUGUUUCCCCUUCGCAGUGUCCUCAGAGUUGGUCCUACCAACGGAGCUCGCUGCUCACUGCCUGUGCUGUGCGCUUUUGUUUAAAUUGAUUCACCAAGCAAAGACGGAUACGGAAAAGCAUACAUAGUAGCCUAUAUACUCCCAUAUAGCGCCUUAUUCCAUAUAUACUACACCUAUAAGAUGAUACAUACCCCUAUUGUAUAUUCCUGCUUACUAUAUACAGUAUAUGAUACCUGAUAUCUAUUAUAAUACUUAGACACCCUUAUAAGGUAAUUUAGAUAAGAGAUGGUGGAGAAUUUUAUUUUUUUUGUGGUCUGUAACGUGUUCCCAUCUUGUUUUUCGGACUGUUUAAAAGUUGUUAGGAGAGUGCCAAACACUCAAAUGCUCUUUGUCAUUCACUUGUUGUCCGUUCUGGAUUUUUGCAAAGCAGCUGGGAUGGAAAGAUAACAUCAGCCACAUGCCAAAUAAUGGUAAAUCUUAAUUUUGUUUGAAAAAGUUGUCUUUGGUAAAUAACCACAAGGUGGAAUUUUAUUUUGAACUUAUAAUUGGCUUAAUUAUUGGCUGGCACAAGUGGAAAAACAGUUCAAUCAUGUUUGAACUCCUGCCUAUAAAGACAUGUUGGAGUAAAUUGUUAUAGUGAAGAAAGAAAGCAGAGCAUUUGAUGGGGGACUCCUCUUACGUUGUUGGAGAAAGGUAUUAAUGAUGUAACUGAAUUUCACAUUGGAACCUGUGCUGCAUGUUCUGUUUGUUUGUUGUUAAAGGCAGGCAAAUCAUGACACAAACUAAAUGUGAGGCAGGUUUCUACUACUUUAUGCAUACGCAUAACAGUAGGCUUUGUAGUACUCAUAACUACAGUACAAGAAACCUCCAACACAUGCAGGCCCUUUCAUUGUUGUUUAUUAUAUUACAAUAAAGUGAUUAUUCCCCUUGUGUGGGCUUUAGCAUGCAUAUAGGGGCAUUUUGGUAAUAAUCCUGCCCUCUGAUAAAGUUUGUGUCACCUGAUUCCGAGCGCAAACACACACCUACACAGCCGCAAAAAAAAGAUCUUAAUUUAUCGGUUUUCAAUCAGUUAGAAAAUAUUGGUUCUUUGAAUUAUUUUCAACAACUCUGAUGAUGAAACCAGGGUUGUAAGAAGUGGAAAAAACAAGGCCUCUUUUUGUACUGUAUUUUUACAUUUUGUUUUAUGUUUUAUCUUCCUGACUUUGUUUUCUCUUUUUCUCCUCCCUGGUUGGAAGUUCAUGAUCUCAUAAGUGGACCAAAUCUCUUGAAAGCAUUUAAUAAACAGACUG
Molecule: messenger RNA, 7551 nt
Organism: Anoplopoma fimbria (sablefish)
Lineage: Eukaryota; Metazoa; Chordata; Actinopteri; Perciformes; Anoplopomatidae
Gene: zc3h7bb
Product: zinc finger CCCH-type containing 7Bb
Biological process (GO): miRNA processing
Molecular function (GO): protein binding; miRNA binding; metal ion binding
Source: RefSeq, a predicted model, not a curated record